This is a messenger RNA of Rhagoletis zephyria (snowberry fruit fly), 1084 nucleotides long. RefSeq lists its product as uncharacterized. Gene Ontology annotation, biological process: septate junction assembly. Gene Ontology annotation, cellular component: plasma membrane. The record is from RefSeq and is a predicted model, not a curated record. Lineage: Eukaryota; Metazoa; Arthropoda; Insecta; Diptera; Tephritidae.
GCUGAUAGCUAAGUUCAAGGUGCUUCGAUCGCAGUACGCACCCACUUGUGUCAGAGAAAAGCAUUCAAUUGUAACAAAGAAGAAGCUUUUAAACCAGCUGCCAAAAUGAGUUAUCUGCGUUCCGUAGAAAUCUCACGCGUUGAGAUGACUCCAGCGGAGGACGCCACCUACACGACCAGUAGCGGCUCGAAGCGUGCCAGUUACUCGCUGAUUGGCAUUAAAAUACUGGAGCUAGCACUUGUCAUCGUCUGCAUCGGCCUCAUCGAUGAGCCAUCCACGCACUCACAUCUGCGCAUCUUCAUAACGCCGCGCGUUGUUGCGCUCUGCUAUGUAACCUUUGGCAGCCUCAUCAUUUAUUCGUCAAUUUACUUAAUUAUGGCAUUGUUCGGCGAUAUCACCCCUUGGCGCACUUCGGUUUUAUGGUCUUUAGUUGGCUUCAUUCUCCUCGUUGCUGCGACGGCGAUGCUCUUCCGCGAUUGGUCCACCACAAAGGAACGCAACUACUGGCAUCCGAAUAUGCAACGGCUUGACCUAGUCUUGGGGGCUGCCUCAGUUUCAUUGGUCACCACGCUUAUCUAUUUGGUGGAUUUGUUGGCCAUAAUACGUUUUGGCAUUAGUGGUGAGCUGGAGUAGGGAUGAUCGAUUGUUUGAGCUAUCGACUGUAUGGGAAAGCCGAUGCCUCCUGUACGGGGUUCACCUUAAUGCUGUAAUAUUUACAGAAACGAGCGAGUAUAUUUUUUAUUGUAAUGUGUUUUAUUAAUAACUUCUUUUAAAGGAAAUAACUGCAAUAAUUUUAUGUUGAAUACAUAGUAUUAAGCUCAAUGUAUGUUUUUUUUUUCGUUGGUAUUUUCACUUAUACAAACAUACACAAUAAUAAUAUUAUUAAGCGCAUUCGAAUAUAUGUAUGUAUCAUUUGCCAUGGUGAAGUUUUUUUCAAAAUGUACAAAAAAUGCAAUUUUUAAUAUUGAGUAUCAAAUAAGAAUAUGUCAAAUAUGUAUUUGCUCAAAUACAGUUUUCACUAAAACAAAUUAGUUACUUACAUACUAAGGGCAAAUUUGAAAUAAAUCACUUUUUUAAUAUAACG